This is a messenger RNA of Salvia splendens (bonfire salvia), 1097 nucleotides long. RefSeq lists its product as uncharacterized. Bases 170 to 799 code for a protein of 209 amino acids. The record is from RefSeq and is a predicted model, not a curated record. The transcript has 3 exons. Lineage: Eukaryota; Viridiplantae; Streptophyta; Magnoliopsida; Lamiales; Lamiaceae.
AUUUCAAAUGUAAAAUAAAUAGCUACAUAAUGAAUUCUGUAGAAACAAAAAAAACAUAAAUACACACAGAGACAGGUCUCCUAGUUUCUGGAGACAUCUGGAAAAAUUCAGUCGUAUAAAUAUCGAAUCCCACUUUUCACGCCAAAUUUCAAUCGAUUGAUUUUCGAGGAUGAAAAGGAAAGACUUUGAAGACGUUGAUGAUGAUGUCUCAGAUUUUAUCUUCUCUUCUCCCGCAACUAAAAUCCGUAGGCUGGAUGCUGAAUUGCCGCCGAUGGUAAUUGUAGAGGAACCUGAAGUCGUCGGUCCAUCGCCGGAACAGAGCUGUAGCGGUGUGACAAUUGAGGAGUUGCCCAAUUCGGAGAGGGCUAUCGUGCUUUUCCACCCAACCAUCACUACACCAAAUCCAAUCAUGCAUUCUCCUUCCAAUUUUUCGGUCUCCCUGGAUCCUCGAUUCAUUGCCGGCUGGAAAGAUCAAGUGUUGAGGUCAAGCACUGGAAAUUCUUGGAAACUAGCUAGUGAUGAGGCUGCUACAGAGGAUGACAACUCUAGCCCCGGCAAUGGGUGCCAAGCUGUUGUUCCAUGGUUUCCACCACAGUUUUCAUCCUCGGGUGGAGGUGGUAGUGAAACGGUGGACGAUGAAGCGAUGGGAGUGGCAAGCAUGGAUAUUGAAGAUAGUUCAAGCAUCCAACAAAGGAGCUCUGGCUCGGUCGCAGUAAGCCAAGGUUUGCCUCAAUGGCAGCACUGCACGAUCUUGCAACCUCCUCAGAACACUACAACGCCGAUUGUAUGGUACCGGUGAUUAGGUUAGGCGACGCGACACUCAGUCUUCAUCAGAGCUCCUGCUCUAGGUAUUGAAGUACUUGGAGUGAGAUGUGGGUUUUUCUCUGCUUGGAGAGAGGCACGGUUUGAUUGGCACUUCUUUGUGUGGUCUUGCUUAAUGAUAAGAUGAAAUGGGAUUCUCCUUGCUUGAUCACUUGGAAAAUGGAUCAAAUUAGCUUUCACCUUUGUUGGGUUGUAAAUGAGUUUUGCUAUACAUGCGCAAAUGAGACCCGAUUAAAAAUACAUAUUUUAAUGAGAAAAACUAUGGAAGUUUGUUA